AGAAAAUCCCCCAUCCUUCUAUCUUCAUUCUUCAUCUCCCCCAUGGCCCCAUCACAUGGCCCGCCGUGCACCACCACCCCGUCACGCCCCUACUGGCCCUGCUCCACCGCGUAGCCUCUUCCUCCCCUUCUCCCCGACAUCGGUGACCGAGUCGGACCAUCCGGCGGUGGGCACGAUGUCAUCUCGCAGAUCUGCCUGCCGCCACCGUCGCCUUCUCAACGCCACCUCGAGGUCCCCCAUGACGUGGUUGUCCCCGAUGAGCACCACCCUGACACUACCGUCCCCAACGAGCUCCUCCCCGACCGCCCCAUACUCUUCUGCACCGCCCCCGCCCCUGCUCUCCUGCCCCUCUAGCACUACGACGAGGAUAACGGCAUCCACCUCCCCGCUAGAUCAAGAUCGUGCCCACCACCUCGACUUCUCUCCAAAGAUCCUGCAAGAGAUGCUCGUCUCUGUGAUUUGCUUGUCAAGAAAUUAUGCAUAGAUUACUUCAAUACUACCCUCGGCUAGCUUGCCGUUGUGGCAGAAUAUCAGUUUCCCCUUUACACAUCCGCUCCUGCAGGUUUAGUAGUACAUGUAUAUUCCUUUAGAUGUUUCAGCCUGCACGUUAUGUCCAGAUCCAGAGCUUACAGGUCUAUCAAUUUAGAUGUUCAGCAUGCC
Triticum dicoccoides is the source of this 660-nucleotide messenger RNA. RefSeq names its product mucin-7-like. The record is from RefSeq and is a predicted model, not a curated record. Bases 56 to 484 code for a protein of 142 amino acids. Lineage: Eukaryota; Viridiplantae; Streptophyta; Magnoliopsida; Poales; Poaceae. The transcript is spliced from 3 exons.